This is a messenger RNA of Beauveria bassiana ARSEF 2860, 1575 nucleotides long. Its product is annotated as hexose transporter. NCBI's taxonomy places the organism in Eukaryota, Fungi, Ascomycota, Sordariomycetes, Hypocreales, Cordycipitaceae. Bases 1 to 1575 code for a protein of 524 amino acids. The record is from RefSeq and is a predicted model, not a curated record. Gene Ontology annotation, molecular function: transmembrane transporter activity. The transcript has 3 exons. Gene Ontology annotation, biological process: transmembrane transport.
AUGGCGCAGCUUCCUGCGUACAGAGAGACCACUCCCGCCGGUCUGGACAAGAAGAUUGCCAGCGGCGAAGAUGGCCACCUCUCUGACGAGCCGGGUUCCAUUCACAGCGGCGAGGACAUUCUCGGCAUGCAGGAUAUGGACCCGGCGCUGAAUCAGAAGAUGCAUCUUGUCAAUAACGCAAUUGACGAGAUUGGAUGGACUAAUUAUCACCUCAAACUUUUCUUCCUCAAUGGCUUUGGUUACUGCGUUGACUCCAUGAUUCUGCUCUUCCAGUCCGUCAUCUCGGGCCCCGCUUACAAGGAAUUUGGCUCACAUGGCUAUAAGAACGCCCUCACCAUCGCCGUCUACUCUGGCAUGUUUACAGGUGCCAUCUUUUGGGGUUUCAGUGCCGACGUGAUUGGUCGCAAAUACGCCUUUAACAUCUCCCUCUUCAUCUGCUCCGUUGCCUGCGUCGUCGCCGGCGCCAUGCCCAGCUGGGCUAGCCUCGCCUUCUUCAUCGCCCUGCUGGGCUUCGGCGGCGGAGGCAACCUGGUCAUGGACACGACCGUCUUCCUGGAGUACCUUCCCGGCAACAAGCAGUGGCUCGUCACCUUCAUGGCCGCCUGGUGGGGCAUUGGGCAGGCCAUCUGUGGCUUCAUCGCCUGGGGCUUCCUCGUUCCUGCGAAAUGGAACUGCCUCGAAGACGGCCCCUGCCGCAAGGCGGACAACUGGGGUUGGCGGUAUGCCAUGUUUACCGGCGGAGCGCUGGUAUUGACCAUGUCUGUCCUGCGCAUCUUUAUUAUCCGCCUCAAAGAAACGCCCAAGUACCUUUUGAGCUCCGGUGAAGAUGCGCUCUUGGUUAACAACAUUCAGGCUCUGGCGAAAAAGUACAACCGACCCUGCUCGCUCACACUGCAGAGGCUCGAGGCUUGCGGCUCCAUGCGAUCUUCUCACAGCAAGAGUAGAUUCUCUAUUGGCGAAACGCUUGUCCACUUCCGCGGCCUCUUUUGCAGCAAGAGGAUUGCCUUGUCGACUAGCCUGAUCUGGCUUUCCUGGAUGCUCAUCGGUCUUGCCUAUCCUCUGUUCUAUGUGUUCUUGCCAACCUACCUAAAGAAUCGAAGCGGCGAGUUUCAGCGGUCCACCUUUGAGACCUGGCGCAACUAUGCACUCACCAACGUUUGCGGCAUUCCCGGUCCUAUAAUUGCCGGCCUCAUGUGCAACACGCGCAUCUUCGGUCGCAAGUAUACCAUGGUUGUCGGAUCGCUGCUAACAAUGACCUUCUUCUUUGCCUAUACUGCCGUCAAGACGUCUGACCAGGACCUUGCCUUCUCUUGCAUCAUUGCCUGUGUCCUCAACAUCUACUACGGCACCCUAUAUGCUUAUACUCCAGAGGUUCUCCCAAGUGCGCACCGCGGUACCGGUAAUGGAGUCGCUGUUGCCCUCAACCGCAUCAUGGGUAUCAUUUCCGCGGUCAUUGGUACUGUGGCAGAUACGUCAACUUCAGCACCGCUAUAUGUUUGUGCUGGUAUAUUCAUCGUGACGGCGUCUAUCUCCGCCAUUUUCCCAUUUGAACCUUAUGGAAAGAGAAGCUCGUAG